Molecule: messenger RNA, 1067 nt
Organism: Homarus americanus (American lobster)
Lineage: Eukaryota; Metazoa; Arthropoda; Malacostraca; Decapoda; Nephropidae
Exons: 2
Coding region: 63-695 (210 amino acids)
Source: RefSeq, a predicted model, not a curated record
ACCUCGACCACGCCACUUCCAGCCAGGCCAGUGCUGGCUCCCUCCUGCACCAGGUCGAGGAGAUGACGAGGCAGGUGGAGCAAGAGGCCAACCUCUCAGAGAAGCAGUAUCCCUCACUCACCACCACCACCACCAGCAGCAGCAGCGGGAGGAAGACAGAGAAGACCCGGAAGUUGUCCUCCCCGUGUGGCGUGACGAGCGGGAAGACGGUAGGAGGAGGAGGAGAGGUAGAGAGGGGGGAAGAGGGUGUGGAUGCACUGACCACCCUCCUCUACAACAGAAGGUUGAGGAAGACACAAUCAGACCUCAGUGAUGUUAUGUACCCCAGACUCGACCUUCUCAACCUCGACACAUCCCCCACAUCAGCCGUCACAACACCCACAUCAGCCGUCACAACACCCACACUGUCAUCUGUGUUACGUGGGGCCUCUGACACUACCAGCUGGACGUCCCCAACAGCCACUUCCCGACAGUACUCCUCCUUCAACUCCUCCUACGACCAGCUAAGUUGUGAGGAUCAGGAGAGUAAGAUCAACCUUCUACGACACUGUCUCUCCUCCCUGGACACUAUAGAGAGCACCAUACUUAAGGACACCAUAGAGAGAAUCCCUAAGAAGAUGUCCUCAGAUGAUCUAGAUAAAGAAGAGUUAUUGGCCAUGUUCAAGAGGGCGGUGGACACUCUACAGAAAUGUUAACAAGAGGGGGAGGAAUAUUGUGAUGUCACCACUCGCCAAUAUUAUUUGUGUUGACGUCACCAUUCGCCUCCAUUAUGUGUGUUGACGUCACCACUCGCCAUCAUUAUGUGUGUUGACGUCACUACUCGCCACCAUUAUGUGUGUUGACGUCACCACUCGCCACCAUCAUGUGUGUUGACGUCACUACUCGCCACCAUUAUGUGUGUUGACGUCAUCACUCGCCAUCACAACAAACACACGACCCAGAUAUUGGACACAGCUAAGAGACACAGCUAAGAGACACAGCUAAGAGACACAGCUAACAGACACAGCUAACAGACACGGAACCUGGAUUAAUUUAACAUGAGGGCUGUUUUGUGACUGGGGCCUAUU